AUGGAGACCACACGCUACCCCGAUUCCAAUUCUUACAACCCGUUCGUCUGGUAUGAUGUACCAGGUGCCGGCACGCAGAACACUCCCGACUGGGUGUACUUCGUCGAGCAAGGCCUAUACAUCUUCGAUAGUAUCGUCGUCGUCUACGGUGAUCGUUUUACCGAGAUAGACAUCGCGAUCUUGAAGAAUUGCGACCGCUGGCGGAUCCCGGCGUACGUUGUACGCUCCAAGGCGGGUCAGAAUAUCCAGAAUGUCAUGAACGAAUUGGUGGAGUCCGAGUCAGACGACGAGGACGAGGACACAAUCAAGGAUACGCGCAAAGACGUCCACGACAACCUCGAGCAAGCGGGACUGCCGCAGCAGCGCGUGUACAUCGUUGAUCAAGACAUCCUGGUCCCCGUCGUAAAUGGAAAGACGCAUCCGGACACCAUCGACGAAGCAGAUUUGUAUAGGGACCUGCUUGCCGAAGCGAGCCGCAGGCGGAUCGUUGCAGACUGAUUUACCGGGGGUGUGUACUCUUGCUGGAUGACUCGCAUAUCUAUCCUGAAUACCUCGACAUAGACGAGUCAUCAGUGCUGUGUACGUACUGAAGUAUGUUGGGGAACAAUGUACUUCCUUUUUCCGUGUACCUUCGUGGUUGCCCGUUCACACGGGAAGGCUCAUGUCGCCGACCUCCGCCCUCACACCGUAGGAUAGAUCCGAUGCUCAAGUCACAGAGGGCCGUAUUGGGAUAUCACCGUAGAAAGAAGUUUUCUUUCGACCGUAGUCGCC
Fomitopsis serialis is the source of this 771-nucleotide messenger RNA. RefSeq lists its product as uncharacterized. Gene Ontology annotation, molecular function: GTP binding. NCBI's taxonomy places the organism in Eukaryota, Fungi, Basidiomycota, Agaricomycetes, Polyporales, Fomitopsidaceae. Gene Ontology annotation, cellular component: membrane. The record is from RefSeq and is a predicted model, not a curated record. The transcript has 2 exons. Bases 1 to 498 code for a protein of 165 amino acids.